AGUUUACUCAUUCUCUGCUCUGAACCUGUGAGGAAACAUCUAAGGCCUAUUCCAAUACACGCCACUGGAAUGAAGAGUGUCGCGUUGCUUAUUCUUUUUUUGCUGCUGAGGCUCAUGGUUUGCCAAGGAGCCAACCCCUGUUGCUCCCAGCCAUGUCAGAAUCGAGGUGUUUGCACGUCUCUGGGCUCUGACUCCUAUGAAUGUGACUGUACACGCACUGGAUACUACGGCCAAAACUGCACAGCACCUGAGUUUCUCACAUGGGUGAAAAUAUCUUUGAAGCCUACUCCCAACACUGUGCAUUACAUUCUCACCCAUUUCAAAAGCUUGUGGAAUAUUGUCAACAAAUUGUCAUUUUUGAGGGAUGCCAUAAUGCGAUAUGUAUUAACAUCACGUGCCCAUCUGAUCGACAGCCCUUCUAUAUUCAAUGCGGACUAUGGUUACAAAAGCUGGGAAGCUUACUCUAAUCUAUCCUACUACACCCGCACACUGCCUCCUGUGCCACAUGAUUGCCCAACGCCAAUGGGAGUCACAGGUAAGAAAGAGCUGCCAGAUGUGAAGCUGGUGGCUGAGAAACUGCUCCUCAGGAGAAAGUUCAUCCCGGACCCUCAACGCACCAGUCUUAUGUUUGCUUUCUUCGCCCAACACUUUACACACCAGUUUUUCAAAACCGACAUGAAGAAAGGUCCAGCGUUCACAAGAGCCCUGAGUCAUGGGGUGGACUUAAGUCACAUAUAUGGACAGGACCUUGAUCGCCAACACAAGCUAAGACUUUUCAAGGAUGGCAAGCUGAGAUAUCAGAUUCUAGAUGAUGAGGUGUAUCCGCCAACAGUCAGCGAGGUUCAAGUAGACAUGCACUACCCUCCUCAUGUACCUGAGACCCAUUGCUUUGCCGUGGGUCAUGAAGCCUUUGGACUCGUUCCUGGGCUCAUGAUGUACGCCACGAUCUGGCUGCGUGAACACAACCGCGUAUGUGAUAUUCUAAAGCAGGUGCAUCCUGACUGGGACGAUGAGAGGCUGUUUCAGACCUCUCGGCUCAUCCUCAUUGGUGAGACGAUCAAAAUUGUGAUUGAAGAUUAUGUGCAGCACCUGAGUGGUUACCACUUUAAGCUCGAGUUUAAUCCCGAACUUCUCUUCAAUGAGCGUUUCCAGUACCAGAACAGGAUUGCCUCUGAGUUCAACACCCUUUACCACUGGCACCCCCUUAUGCCUGAUGAUUUUCACAUUCAAGAUGAAGUCUACAAUUACAAACAGUUUGUCUUCAACACAUCUAUAUUGACUGACUAUGGUGUCAACAGCUUGGUUGAGUCCUUCACCAAUCAGAUAGCUGGAAGGGUGGCUGGAGGGCGCAAUGUUCCACCGGCUGUUUUGAUGGUGGCCAUGAAGUCAAUUGAAGACAGCAGAAAAAUGCGCUACCAGUCUAUCAAUGCUUAUAGGAAACGCUUUAACAUGAAGCCAUACAAAUCAUUUGAAGAUAUGACAGGAGAGAAGGAGUUGGCUGCGGAACUUGAAGAGAUGUAUGGGGAUGUGGAUGCAGUUGAGCUUUAUACCGGUCUGCUGGUUGAGAAGCCCAGGCUCAACGCCAUCUUUGGAGAGACCAUGGUGGAGAUGGGUGCCCCCUACUCUCUCAAAGGACUUAUGGGAAAUCCCAUCUGUUCACCUGAGUACUGGAAACCGAGUACCUUUGGUGGAAAAGUGGGCUUUGAAAUUGUUAAUACUGCUUCUCUGCAGAGGCUGGUUUGCAAUAAUGUCAAAGGGACCUGCCCCAUAGCAUCUUUCUAUGUGCCUGACGUAAAAGAUUCAGUACCAGCCACUAUUAAUGCAAGUACUUCUCACUCGGAUCAAAAAGUCAACCCUACAGUUUUACUUAAAGAACGGACCUCUGAGCUCUGAUAAUUAUAUGCUGUAAGAAAAUUAUUUAUUUAUUAUUUAUUUAUUUAUAAAUAUUAUAUUUAUCUUAUUUAUUGGACCGAAUUAUUUUUGUAUUUGUAAUGAAAAGUUUUUUGAUAUUGAUAUGUUUUAUUAAAUGUUUAUUAAAUGUGUAUGUGUUGUAAAAAUGUUUACAUUAGACCUCAGAUUUCAGCACUGCCAUAAUACUGAUUAUCUUAUAUUGUUUACAAUGUUAACUGUGGUUUAAGAUGGUUUGUUUGUGUUUACUGUCUGUUUUUUUUUUUUGUCUGCUUUUGUUUCUCUUAAUCUCCACAAUUAAACAUCUCAAGAUCGCAACAGAAUAUUUAGUUUUCUUUGAAAAUAUCUCUAUAAUUACAUGCUUUCUUUUUGUUUAUAAUUUUUCUCACCUGUUUAAUCUGGAAAAGUAUUGAUAUUUUCUUGUUUUUAUACCUGUAUAUUUGACUUUAUAAACUGAUAA
Xyrauchen texanus (razorback sucker) is the source of this 2368-nucleotide messenger RNA. RefSeq names its product prostaglandin-endoperoxide synthase 2b (gene ptgs2b). Bases 70 to 1893 code for a protein of 607 amino acids. Gene Ontology annotation, cellular component: cytoplasm; neuron projection. Gene Ontology annotation, biological process: cyclooxygenase pathway; response to oxidative stress. Gene Ontology annotation, molecular function: peroxidase activity; heme binding; oxidoreductase activity, acting on single donors with incorporation of molecular oxygen, incorporation of two atoms of oxygen. NCBI's taxonomy places the organism in Eukaryota, Metazoa, Chordata, Actinopteri, Cypriniformes, Catostomidae. The record is from RefSeq and is a predicted model, not a curated record. The transcript is spliced from 10 exons.